UACAGUAUCGCGUCGUUUUUAAACGCGCACGGACGUGUAACAAUUUAGUAUCAACGCCAUUAUAUACAUAGAAAUUUACAUCAAUAUAGAAAAUUCAAAUAACUCAUCGUGAUAAUAAUUAUUAAAAAAACCGUUGGGAUUAAAAUAAAUAAUUUGUUGUCGAAUAAUUUUGGCGCCAAAUUUUAGUAAUCAACUAAAAUAUAGUUUGUAUAAUGUGAUCUAAAUUAUAGUGAAUUAUCAAUGUAAGUGAACUUAGAUAUGUGCGUAAGAUUAAAAAUGUUUUAUUAGUAUAUAGACAUAAUUGCUUCGAUAGCAAACAUCACAACCAAAGAAACAGAAAAGCCUAAUCACAAUAGUAUAAAUAUUUAUAAUUAUAAUCCAUAAAAUUAAACUUAAAUACAAAAUAAAUUUGAGCUGGCUGUAAAACAAAUAUGGCAUCUACCCCCGAUUCGCCAACAUCCAGCUCCGCAUCCGAAGAGAACCCUUCACCGUCACCUGGUCCGGAACCUGUGAAUAAAUUCAACUGGUUAAAACAUGCUAAGAACGCAAGGAACAACCCAUUUGUGAGAGCCCGUCCAACUUUAAACAGAGAGAGUUCAACGGCGGAAUUAUUCUCGCGCGAAAAUUCGAGUUCUGAUUUUUUUCAAAAUUCACGUCUGAAUCUUUUCGACACUGCGCCUAAACCAGAAGUCACACAAGGAUAUAACAAGGGCGUUUCGUUUAUAGGAUGGCAUCAGAGAACCAAGCUAGAAAGAGUGCUUCUCGUAACGAGUGCUAUCCUUCUCGUAGUUGUACUAUUGACUAUAUCCGUUCUGCUGACUCUACGUGGUCCGUCGUAUAUUCCAGUACCGCCGUGCUACCAACCUGAGCAUAAAGAAGAGAGCAGUGUCUGUUUGUCUAGUUCUUGUAUCUACACAGCGAGUGAAGUUAUCAGAGCUCUUGACGAAACUCAGGAUCCCUGUGAAGACUUCUACGACUUCGCAUGCGGAGGUUGGAUCAGAAACAAUCCGAUACCCGAGGGUAAAUCCAGCUGGGGAAUCUUCAGUAAAAUCGAACUUCAGAAUCAACUUAUCAUCAGAUCGGCAAUAGAAAAAAUCAACAUAACUGAUCCGUCAGACGCAGAAGCCAAGGCACGUGUUUAUUAUGACGCGUGUAUAGAUACGAACGAAACAAUAGAGAAAUUAGGAGAGAAGCCGCUAGUGAAUAUUAUAAAGAAGUUAGGUGGUUGGCACAUACUACCGAACACAUUGAUCAAACAGCACAAAUGGGACUUACAGAAGUUGCUUCAAGAUGUGCAGAACACAUACAACUUAGGUGGACUUUUUAAUUGGGCUGUUACAGAGGAUGACAGGAAUUCAUCUAAACACGUCAUCGUUCUCGAUCAAGGUGGAUUAAAUCUGCCCACCCGCGACAAUUAUCUCAACAGGACUGCACAUAAGAAAGUUCUUGAUGCAUACUUAGACUAUAUGACCAGAAUUUGUGUUUUACUGGGAGCUAAUAAAACUGAAGCGCGUGUGCAGAUGAACAAAGUAAUUCUAUUCGAAUCCGAAUUAGCUAAUAUAACUAUCCCGGCAGAGGAUAGAAGGGACGAAGAAGGAUUAUAUAAUCCGUAUACCGUGAAACAGUGGCAGAAAGAAGCACCAUUCCUGAAUUGGUCUAUGUUCUUUAACGAUGCCUUCAAACUUGUCAAUAGAAGUAUACCUGACAAUGAAAGAAUAGUUGUAUACGCUCCAGAAUAUUUUAAAAAUCUAACAAGAAUUUUGAGAAAAUACAGUAAAACGGAGGAAGACCAAAAAACACUCACUAGUUACAUGAUGUGGCAGGUGUCCAGAUCUCUCUCCACCUAUUUGUCCAAGUCCUUCCGAGAUGCCACUAAAAUUCUAAGGAAGGCCCUCUUUGGUUCUGAAGGCACGGAGGAAUCUUGGCGUUAUUGUGUUACUGAUACCAAUAAUGCUAUUGGUUUCGCUGUGGGCGCAAUGUUUGUCCGCGAAGUAUUUCAUGGUGAAGCAAAGACGCAAGGUGAAAUAAUGAUAGAUAAUAUACGAGCAGCUUUUAAAAAACAUCUUAAAGAACUGGAUUGGAUGGACGCUGAAACUAGAGAGGCAGCUGAAACGAAGGCUGAUGCUAUCACUGACAUGAUAGGGUUUCCCGACUACAUAUUAAACAAAGAAGAUUUAGACAAGCAGUACGAAGAGUUGGAAGUCAAGCCUAACGAAUACUUCGCCAAUAAUAUCGCUUUCAACGUUUUUAGUCUUAAACACGACCUCAGUAAAUUGGAUCAGCCUGUUAAUAAAACGAAAUGGGGAAUGACCCCAUCCACCGUCAACGCAUAUUACACACCAACGAAGAAUCAAAUAGUAUUUCCAGCUGGUAUCCUUCAGUUACCGUUCUAUGACGGCGAUAACCCGAAAAGUGUCAAUUAUGGCGCCAUGGGAGUCGUUAUGGGACACGAAUUGACACACGCUUUCGACGAUCAAGGGCGAGAGUAUGAUAGGUUUGGUAAUCUUAACCGUUGGUGGAACAACGCAACUAUUGGCAAAUUUAAGCAUCGAACUGAAUGUAUUCAAGAACAAUACUCUAAAUACAAGAUGGAGGGACAGAAUUUAAAUGGCAAACAAACACUCGGUGAAAAUAUAGCAGACAACGGCGGUCUCAAAGCGUCAUUCCACGCCUAUCUUGAAUACAGCAAGAACGCUAAAGUCAAUCUUACAUUACCUGGACUGAAAUACAAUCAUCGUCAAUUGUUCUUUAUAUCUUUCGCACAGGUGUGGUGCUCAGCUAUGACCAAAGAAUCUACGAAGAUGCAAAUCGAAAAAGACGAUCACACCAUCGCCAAGUAUAGAGUAAUUGGACCGAUAUCGAACCUUCCAGACUUUUCGCAGGAGUUCAACUGUCCCGUAGGUACAAAAAUGAAUCCUAAAUACAAAUGUGAAGUAUGGUAAAUUAACCACAAGCCAUGGUGUAAAUAAUGCUUCGGCUACGCUGAUUACGUGCAGUGUAAUGCAUACAAAAAUUUUAAAAGUUGUAACAUAGAUUAGACAAAAUUUAUACUAUUACAUAUUAUCGCAAAUCAUUUCGGAAAUAGUAUUUAUUUAAUCGUCAAUUUCAUAUAAAAACCAUUAAUAAAGUGCCAAAUGAAUAAUAAUCUAUGUUUCAAUUAAAUAAAAUUUUAAUAGUGAGUUGCGAGAGCUUAGCAAUGUUAAAACGGGUAUAUUCUAGUAUGUAAUGAUGAUUUAUAAAUUAAGAACAAACAGCGUCUAGUAUUGUCUAUGGUUUAAAAUAUGUAGAUCUGAAUCUAAUGAGAUCUUUGAUAGAUAUAUCUAUUAAAAACACCGUGUAACCUUAU
Messenger RNA from Vanessa atalanta (red admiral), 3346 nucleotides. RefSeq names its product endothelin-converting enzyme homolog (gene Nep3). Gene Ontology annotation, cellular component: plasma membrane. Gene Ontology annotation, biological process: protein processing. Gene Ontology annotation, molecular function: metalloendopeptidase activity. The record is from RefSeq and is a predicted model, not a curated record. The transcript is spliced from 14 exons. NCBI's taxonomy places the organism in Eukaryota, Metazoa, Arthropoda, Insecta, Lepidoptera, Nymphalidae. The coding region runs from base 432 to 2942 and encodes 836 amino acids.